AUGUUUGCUAUCUUCCACUGUUUGGACAGCGGAGGCCACCCCUUGAGCUCGUAUUGCUCCUCUGUGCCUGAAGAGAGGCCCUUAGCUCAGACGCCUGCUUACGGAGAUCGGCACCAGGUGUCGAGCUUUCCCGACAGGAUUCCGUCCUUCAAGACGGACGUCGACAACCUCCCAACAUCGUUGACCCAGGAACGGCUAGCAGAGCACAACUGUGACUCGUUUGGUCGACGGGGGCCGGCAAUGCCCUACCCCGCCGCAGUUUCCAGGGCCUCCCAGGACGGCAGAACGGAGCAGGAUGAUUCCAGUUUGAGGCUAGAGGGAAGCAUCUGCUCGGAUUUGCCGCAGCGCCUGGGGAUCACGGGGGUAGUCCCCUCGCAGGCAGUCUCCCGCAAGCAAGGCCGCCCAUGUGACAAGUGGAAGGAAGGGAGCAUUGUGGAGGUCUUCUCUGCAUCGGUCGGACAGUGGUACGCUGCCCAAGUGGGCCAAGUGGAGCCUCAAAGCGAUGGCAAUGAAGACAUCGUGACAGUCGUAUUUUACAUUGGCGACCAGAUUAAGCAGAAGUCCAUCUACCGGACAGAUGCUGCUCUGGCAGCUUUGGGGACACACACCUUCAACGAGCUCCCACCAGGAUUUGAGACCAGACCUUCACAGUCUAAGCCGGGACAGCUGGUCUACUUCGACCUGACAGCUGGCAUCAAGUAUGCCUCUUUAGAGCUGGCCUGGCAUGUGCACUUCGAGCGCCUGAAGCAGCAACCUGCCGGCUGCGAGACCGUCGCGUGCGUACAAGCGGGCCGGGGCGGCCCACGGGCACCGAUUCUGCAAGCGCCAAUCGCAGACGUUCCUUCGCCCAUGAAGUCCAUGACGCUGGCCGAGCUGGCGAGGGAGGACUCGGUCGAGACAGCCUUACCUCCUCCUGGCAAGGUGGCCCUGCCUUCCUUCGGCGACGGCCUGGGGAGCCAGGCUGCGUACUUGGACUAUGUGGGAGCCCCUUCUGGUGGGAGCUACGGCGCGGAGAGCGCAUCCCUGGCAUCUGGGUACCAGGUGGUGAAAGCUUCAGCGCCCCAAAGACCGCUCAAGCUUCGAAACAUCGACCCAGCGCUGCAGAAAUGGCAGGAGGAUGCAUUUUCUGAGUGGCGGCGCUAG
Messenger RNA from Symbiodinium sp. CCMP2456, 1143 nucleotides. The record is from the annotation of a GenBank genome assembly. Lineage: Eukaryota; Dinophyceae; Suessiales; Symbiodiniaceae.